Molecule: messenger RNA, 753 nt
Organism: Aspergillus calidoustus
Lineage: Eukaryota; Fungi; Ascomycota; Eurotiomycetes; Eurotiales; Aspergillaceae
Source: the annotation of a GenBank genome assembly
AUGUCUACCUCUAGCCCCUCCCCGGUCGUGGCCCCUCCCCACAUCCACGCCCUCCUCAAAGACCUACACAAAAAGUCCCUCGACCAAGAAGCCACCAUCGCCGCCAACAAAUCCGGCAAGGUCUUUUCAGGAGAUAUAAUCUCUAAGCUUUCAACCAAGGAAGAAGCCCAACAAGCCAACCCAGCUACAGAAUUCGACUCCCUCAUGCUCGACAAGUUCAUUGCGCUAGACGAGGACAAAUGCCACUUCACUUACCAACUCAUCACCUCCAUGGGGGCGACGAAUAUCGUCGAGGCCGGGACGAGCUUCGGGGUUAGUACGAUCUACCUUGCGCUAGCGGUUUCGCGGGUCAAGGCGCUUACGGGGAAGACGGAGGGGGUUGUGGUUGCGACGGAGAAGGAAAGUAGCAAGGCGGAUGUGGCGAGGGGGUAUUGGAAGCAGUGUGGGGAGGUGGUGGAGAGGGAGAUUGAUUUGAGGGUUGGGGAUUUGUUGGAGACGUUGAAGGAGAACUUGCCGGUUGUGGAUCUGCUGUUGCUUGAUAUAUGGUCGGCGCUCGCACUCCCUACGCUGAAGACUGUCUUGCCUAGGUUGAGGCCCGGAGCGGUCGUGCUUACUGACAACACGAUUUCCGGGGCAAAGGGGUAUGCGGAUCUGCUGGCUUUCAUGCGGGAUCCGAAGAAUGGGUUCCAAAAUAUGACGCUGCCAUUCACGAAUGGGUUCGAGAUGAGCGUGUAUAUGCCGAACUCGCAAUAA